Culex pipiens pallens (northern house mosquito) is the source of this 2008-nucleotide messenger RNA. Its product is annotated as cell surface glycoprotein 1-like. The record is from RefSeq and is a predicted model, not a curated record. The transcript has 2 exons. NCBI's taxonomy places the organism in Eukaryota, Metazoa, Arthropoda, Insecta, Diptera, Culicidae. Bases 136 to 1992 code for a protein of 618 amino acids.
UCACAUUAGCCUUGAGAAUCGUUCAAAUCAAGUUGACAGCUUGUAGAACUUUUCAAGUCAAAGUGACUCCGGAUGCCCAAAAUUUUCCAGUUUGACCAAAUUGUAUGAAAUCUGAUCCAAAUUCUUGCCACCAAAAUGGACACCGACUUCCUGGAACCGGCCACCCGUGCCGUACUGGCCAUGACGGCCGCCCUUCUGCUGCAUCACUCGGAUGAGUUCAGCCGGAAGUUGCAGCGCAAGUUUCGCAAGUCCCCAAACCUUUCCCAACAACCCAACCUGCUACCGGUGCCAAGAUCUGCCGAGCAGAUCCAGGAAGUGGAACCAGGCAGUGACGCUUCCAUAUGCACUGUAUCGGACGCUUCCAGCAUCAUCGCACAAGGUCCCGCCAUUGUUUACAGCACUCCGGAGGAGCAGCCUUCUCCUUACGAAAGUUACGAAUUUCCUACUCCUGAUAGACCACCUCUGACGGAAGCGCUUCACGGUGGCUACGCCCAUGUCCCCAACGUGGUCGUGGGGCAACAUGCGGCAGGUCCUGGUUGGACCGGAGGAUACCCAAGGGAUUUCGAGACCCCUAAAAGGCCUCCACUUCGAGGUCCUAUUGUUAUGGUAGAUUCUCCGGCACCGAUCUAUCGGGGACGAUACCUCUACACAGCCCCACAACCGGAACUGGAAGAAAGCUUCCAGCUAAGGCGUCGACCAGUUCCGCUCCGAAGGCAAGUUAUGCGAGACGUUGGACCUCUCGACACAUCGUACACUGCUCCGGCACCCUUCAUCCGAACGCCGACGGCCGCUGUGUCACGAACUCCCCAAAAACGUGUCUUCCAGCGGCAGGUUGCAAGCGAAUCUCCAGUCAUCGUUAGCUCAACCGUUCAGCGAGGUGUCGUCCCCCAAUCGCGGUUCUUCCCGUCGGAACCCUCGCCAAUUCUCGCUCCUCCACGAUCUCCCACCGGUUCCAUGCUCAUCCGGACUCCACAGGGAAUCCGGGUGAUGACACCCCAGGAAGAGCAGUCUUUCCGCCUAGCUCGCAUGCCAGCGGAACAUAUUCGAGCUCGACUUGUCAGAGGUACCCAGGUGACCCCGCAGAGCCCCCGAACCAGUCCGUACUCGAUACCCCAAACCAGCGUCCUCCCACCGGAAAGUCCCGAAUCCAUCCAGAUGGCUCGUGCCGCCGAUCGAUACCACGUUCGAAGCCGGAUAGCGCGAAGACCUCCAACUACACCCACCUCCCGACCCGGUCCCUACGCCAUUCCAGAUUCCGCCAAAGCCGAUUCCCCCUUCAAGAUCGCCAGACCCGCCGGAGGCUACCGACGCCACCAACAAGAAUCCCUAAUGGACAGCAGCCUACCCUCCUUCGCCGGAUUCCCCCUCGCGGAAGCCAGCCGUGCCCAAGGCUACUAUUCAGCAAUCGCUUCCACUCCAAUCUCCCGACAAGGAAUCGGCUUCCCAGACCUGUCCCAACUUCCACCAACCCCAAUCAACGUCACCCAAGAUAGCCUGCUCGGCCCCAAUUCCCCCCAAACCCCAACCCAAAGAGUCCCGAUCCCCGCCGGUUCCCCCUACGCCCGAUCCCGCCCCCAACCCCAGCAAUCCUACAUCGCCCCAACACCAACCUCCCUCCACAGUCCCUCCCACAUCCGGUCCCCGAUUCGUCCGCCCGGUUGGGACGCAGCCACCGCUCGACACCUCAUGAGCUCGGCCAUCAGGGACAAAACCGCUUCUCCGCAGCAGUCCAGGCAGGAGAACCUGCUCGAGGACGAGGAGAUGGACUUUGCGCCGGAUAUGAACUCGACGAUCCGGGAUGCGGCGGAGACGGCGGCUGGAGCGGGGCAGGGGGAUGACAUUCGGGACGCGCUGUGGACGUUGUACAGCAGGAUUAACCGGCAGGUGGCGAUCAUACAGGCGGGGGAUAAGCCGGGUGAGGAGGAGAGGGUUGGGAUCUUUCGGAGGAGUUCGGCGGAUUAUGACGCGGAGGAGGGGAGGAUGAGGGAUUGAGGUGGGGGGAGGCCCG